AUGCAACAGGAAGCCAACUCAGAAGACGUGGUGUGCCCGCUCUCGAUCAGCCUCGUGCAUGGGCAGGUGGAUCGUACGUAUUCGAUUGGCACGGGGGCGUGGUCAGCCACCAGCCGCAAGAUUACUUCUCACAGCCAAGCCGACGCCUUCAAGCGCGAGCAAUGGGUGUCAUUUGCCUCCACCAACAAGCUGUUGUGCUUUCGAAUCGAGUACGCCAAGCCCGUGGAGCUGCUGAGCAUUCGUGCCGCGGGCAACGCCUGGAUGUCCAAGCGGCCCGGCCACCAGCUCACGCUGUACGAUGAAAACAUGGCCAUCAUUGCGGAGACGUGCGUGCACAGCGACGACGACAUCAACAUGUACAUGGAGGUGGUGCUCGAGCCCCAGGACAAGACCGCGGCGCACGGCAAGGUGUUCUACCUCGAGGAGAAGCACGACCUGUGCAUCCUGCGCAACUACAACGUCGUGGCGCGUCCCUUCCGGCCCGCGAUCCCCAAGGGCGCCAUCAUGGACGACGUCCACUCGCUCUUCAACAACAAGGAGCUGAGCGACCUCACGGUCGUGGUCGAGGGCAAGCCCAUCUACUGCAACCGGGCCAUGCUCGCCGGCCAGCAGAAGACGAUCUCGAUCCCCGAGGCUCGCCACGAGGUCUUCCUGCGGCUCAUCGAAUACCUUUACACGGACGAUAUUCGUUCUGAGUUGGAGGCCGACGCCUACGUCGAGCUGCUCAUGCUCGGCGAACAAUACAAUCUACCGCGUUUGAAGGCCAUGUGCGGGGUGAAGCUGAAGCAGAGCAUCAGCGUGAACAAGGUGUCGACGCUGCUCAUGACCGCCCACCGCCACAACUCGCAACAACUCAAGGACCUCUGCAUCCAGUACAUCUGCGAGCAUCACAACGAGGUGGUCAAGAGCAAGGAUUUCAAGGUGCUGGCCGAGGAGCCCGAGCUGCUGAUGGAGGUGACGGUCAAGAUAUCGCUUGAUGGCAAGAAAGUGUGA
Molecule: messenger RNA, 993 nt
Organism: Acanthamoeba castellanii str. Neff
Lineage: Eukaryota; Discosea; Longamoebia; Acanthamoebidae
Product: BTB/POZ domain containing protein
Exons: 7
Coding region: 1-993 (330 amino acids)
Biological process (GO): regulation of proteolysis; proteasome-mediated ubiquitin-dependent protein catabolic process
Cellular component (GO): cytoplasm
Molecular function (GO): ubiquitin protein ligase binding
Source: RefSeq, a predicted model, not a curated record